Symbiodinium sp. CCMP2592 is the source of this 1254-nucleotide messenger RNA. NCBI's taxonomy places the organism in Eukaryota, Dinophyceae, Suessiales, Symbiodiniaceae. The record is from the annotation of a GenBank genome assembly.
AUGGGGCUGCCUGGCAUCGUCGGCCUUUCUGCCUUUGCGGUCCUCGGGGUCGCUGUGGCGCUAGGGCUGUGGCUGCGCCAGGAGGUUUUGCCACCGGAGAUCCAUGCUUUGGACGGCCGCUUUCGCUACGAAGGCCGUUGGCAGUCGGCCGGUCGCGCAAAGAUCGCGGACUGGCCCUGCACCGCAGUGCAUUUCAAUGUGGAGGCCGACCCCGGUGGCGGCAGCCUUGCGCUGGUUUUCCGAGCCCUGCGCACACGUCUGGCCGUCACGGUACAUGGUCCGGAUGGUUCCCGACAGUCCUGGGAUGUAUUCGGCCCCUGGACUCAGCUACCGUGGCUGCGGGAGCAGCGGGUGCCACUACGCGGAGGGAACUCCACCGUCACUUUCAGGAAGCUGAGCUCGCCGAGGCCUUUUGGAACCGGCUGGGGCGGCUGGCUAGAGCCGUCGGUCUGGGAGUUCCACGGCAUCCGUCCCAUCGGCUCCUCGCUGCGGCUGCAGCCGGCCCCGCGGCGACGGCGAAGAAGGAUCGAGCUGCUUGCAGAUGGGGUCGGACUGGGAGACUGCGUCGAGGGAUCUCCGGAUCUCAGCGUAGCCGCUUCCUUGGCCUUCUCUUGGCAACAUCAGAGUUGUGAGGCUUCUUUCAUCGGGCAUGUUGCGGAAGCCCUGGAUGCCGAGCUAGACGUCCAGGCUCUUUCUGGCAUCGGCAUCAUGCAGAACGCCCAGACGGAGGCAUACUUCUCUGGAAGAGAGACUAUGCUUUCUUAUUGGUCGCGCAGGCUGCAGAGUGACGACUCUACUCAUCAGCCUCAUCGACGCCCCGACCUGCUGAUCGUGAAUUUGGGGAGUAGCGACUUCCAACAACACGGUGGAAAGCAGCCGCACAAUGUCACCUUUCGCACCGUGUACAACAAGUUGCUACAUGCAGUCGUCUCCACUUACGGCGGCUUUCUGAGCAACUUGACCAUUGCUGCCGUUUGCGGAAUGGGAGCACCGAGCGAUGGUGAGAAGGAACGUGGCACAAGCCGCUGCACCGCCUGCCCGUACGUCCAGGAAGCCGUCGACUACUUCAAAGGGAGCUUGGACCUUCAUGCAGAUGCCUGGAAUGUCGAAGUUCACUACCUGGAGGUACCCUGUGACGGAACGGUUCUGCGGGCGGUGGAGGAUUUUGGCUGCCUCGGCUUACCGAAUCGCAGGGGUCAGCGCCGCAUCGCCGAGUUUCUGCUGCCGUGGCUCAGGACGAUCCUGCACUGGUAG